AUGGACGUAGAGGACGUGGACGUGGACGUGGACAUGGACGUGGACGUAGACGUGGACGUGGACAUGGACGUGGACGUGGACAUGGACGUGGACGUGGACAUGGACGUGGACGUGGACGUGGACAUGGACGUGGACGUGGACGUGGAGGACGUGGACGUGGACGUGGAGGACGUGGACGUGGACGUGGACGUGGACGUGGACCUGGACGUGGACGUGGACGUGGACGUGGACGUGGACCUGGACGUGGACGUGGACGUGGACGUGGACGUGGACGUGGUCGUGGUCGUGGACGUGGUCGUAGACGUGGACGUGGUCGUGGACGUGGACGUGGACGUGGUCGUGGACGUGGACGUGGACGUGGAGGACGUGGACGUGGACGUGGAGGACGUGGACGUGGAGGACGUGGACGUGGACGUGGAGGACGUAGACGUGGACGUGGACGUGGACGUGGACGUGGACCUGGACGUGGACCUGGACGUGGACCUGGACGUGGACGGGACGUGGACCUGGACGUGGACGGGACGUGGACGUGGACGGGACAUGGACAAGGACGUGGACGUGGACGUGGACGUGGACGUUGACGUGGACGUGGACGUGGACGUGGUCGUGGACGUGGAGGUGGACGUGGAGGUGGACGUGGAGGUGGACGUGGAGGUGGACGUGGACGUGGAGGUGGACGUGGACGUGGACGUGGAGGUGGACGUGGACGUGGAGGUGGACGUGCAGGUGGACGUGGACGUGGACGUGGACGUGGACGUGGACGUGGACAUGGUCGUGGACGUGGACAUGGACGUGGACGUGGACAUGGUCGUGGACGUGGACGUAGACGUGGACGUGGUCGUGGACGUGGACGUUGACGUGGACGUGGACGUGGUCGUGGACGUGGAGGACUUGGACGUGGACGUGGACGUGGACGUGGACGUGGUCGUGGACGUGGACGUCGACGUGGACGUGGUCGUGGUCGUGGACGUGGUCGUAGACGUGGACGUGGUCGUGGACGUGGACGUGGACAUGGACGUGGUCGUGGUCGUGGACGUGGACGUGGACGUGGAGGACGCGGACGUGGACGUGGAGGACGUGGACGUGGAGGACGUGGACGUGGACGUGGAGGACGUGGACGUGGACGUGGACAUGGCCUUGGUCGUUGUCGUGGACGUGGAGGACGUGGACGUGGACGUGGAGGACGUGGACGUGGUCGUGGACGUGCACGUUGACGUUGACGUAGACGUGGUCGUGGACGUGGAGGACUUGGACGUGGACAUGUACGUGGACGUGGACGUGGACGUGGACGUGGACGUGGUCGUGGACGUGGACGUGGACGUGGACGUGGACGUGGACAUGGUCGUGGACGUGGACGUGGACGUGGACGUGGACGUGGACGUGGAUGUGGACAUGGACGUGGACGUGGACGUGGACGUGGACGUGGACGUGGACGUGGACGUGGAGGACGUGGACGUGGACGUGGAGGACGUGGACGUGGUCGUGGACGGGGAGGACUUGGACGUGGACAUAAACGUGGACAUGGUCGUGGAUGUGGACGUGGACAUGGUCGUGGAGGUGGACGUUGACGUGGACGUGGACAUGGACGUGGACGUGGACGUGGACGUGGACGUGGACGUGGACGUAGUCGUGGACGUGGACGUGGACGUGGACGUGGACGUGGACGUGGACGUGGACAUGGACGUGGACGUGGACGUGGACAUGGUCGUGGACGUGGACGUGGACGUGGACGUGGAGAUGGACGUGGACGUGGACAUGGUCGUGGACGUGGACGUGGACGUGGACGUGGAGAUGGACGUGGACGUGGACGUGGUCAUCGACGUGGACGUGGACGUGGACAUGGACGUGGACGUGGACGUGGACGUAGAUGUGGAGGACGUGGACGUGGUCGUGGACGUGGACGUGGACAUGGACGUGGACGUGGACGUGGACGUGGAGGACGUGGACGUGGAUGUGGACGUGGACGUGGACCUGGACGUGGACGUGGACGUGGGCGCGGACGUGGACUUGGACCUGGACUUGGACGUGGACGUGGACGUGGUCGUGGACGUGGUCAUGGACGUGGAGGACUUGGACGUGGACGAGGACGUGGACGUGGUCGUGGACGUGGACGUGGACCUGGACGUGGACGUGGUCGUGGACGUGGUCAUGGUCGUGGACGUGGAGGACGUGGUCGUGGACGUGGACGUGGACGUGGACGUGGACGUGGACGUGGUCGUGGACGUGGUCGUAAGACGUGACGUGGACGUGGUCGUCCACGACGUGGACGUGGACAUGGACGUGGACAUGGACGUGGUCGUGGACAUGGAGAACAUGGACGUGGACGUAGAUGUGGACGUGGACCUGGACGUGGACGUGGACGUGGACGUGGUCGUAGACGUGGACGUGGUCGUGGAGGUCGUGGACGUGGACGUGGUCGUGGACGUGGACGUGGACGUGGACUUGGACGUGGACGUGGACGUGGUCGUGGACGUUGAGGACUUGGACGUGGACGUGGACGUGGACGUGGACCUAAAGGUGGUCGUGGACGUGGACGUAGUCGUGGACGUGGACGUGGAGGACGUGGACGUGGACGUGGACGUGGAUGUGGACGUGGUCGACUUGGACUUGGACGUGGAGGACUUGGACGUGGACGUCGAGGACAUGGUCGUGGACGUGGUCAUGGAUGUGGAUGUGGACGUCGACGUGGACGUGGUGGAGGACUUCGACGUGGACGUGGAGGACUUCGACGUGGACGUGGAGGUGGACGUGGACGUGGACGCAGACGUGGUCGUGGACGUGGACGCGGACGUGGACCUGGACUUGGACGUGGACGUGGACGUAGACGUGGUCGUGGACGUGGACGUGGACGUGGUCGUGGACGUGGACGUGGAGGACGUGGACGUGGACGUGGAGGACGUGGACGUGGACGUGGACGUGGUCGUGGACGUGCACGUUGACGUGGACGUGGACGUGGACGUGGACGACAUGGACGUGGACGUGGACGUGGACGUGGACGUGGACCUGGACGUGGACCUGGACGUGGACCUGGACGUGGACGUGGACGUGGACGAGGACAUGGACGUGGACGUGGACGAGGACAUGGACGUGGACAUGGACGUGGUCGUGGACGUGGAGGACAUGGACGUGGACAGGGAUGUGGACGUGGACCUGGACGUGGACGUGGACGUGGUCGUGGACUCGGACGUGGUCGUGGAGGUCGUGGACGUGGACGUGGACGUGGUCGUGGACGUGGACGUGGACGUGAAUGUGGACUUGGACGUGGACGUGGAGGACGUGGACGUGGAGGACGUGGACGUGGACGUGGAGGACGUAGACGUGGACGUGGACGUGGACGUGGACCUGGACGUGGACCUGGACGUGGACCUGGACGUGGACGGGACGUGGACCUGGACGUGGACGGGACGUGGACGUGGACGGGACAUGGACAAGGAUGUGGACGUGGACGUGGACGUGGAUGUUGACGUGGACGUGGACGUGGACGUGGACGUGGUCGUGGACGUGGAGGUGGACGUGGAGGUGGACGUGGAGGUGGACGUGGAGGUGGACGUGGACGGAGAGGUGGACGUGGACGUGGACGUGGAGGUGGACGUGGACGUGGAGGUGGACGUGGAGGUGGACGUGGACGUGGACGUGGACGUGGACGUGGACGUGGACAUGGUCGUGGACGUGGACAUGGACGUGGACGUGGACAUGGUCGUGGACGUGGACGUAGACGUGGACGUGGUCGUGGACGUGGACGUUGACGUGGACGUGGACGUGGUCGUGGACGUGGAGGACUUGGACGUGGACGUGGACGUGGAUGUGGACGUGGUCGUGGACGUGGACGUCGACGUAGACGUGGUCGUGGUCGUGGACGUGGUCGUAGACGUGGACGUGGUCGUGGACGUGGACGUGGACAUGGACGUGGUCGUGGUCGUGGACGUGGACGUGGACGUGGAGGACGUGGACGUGGACGUGGAGGACGUGGACGUGGAGGACGUGGACGUGGACGUGGAGGACGUGGACGUGGACGUGGACAUGGACGUGGUCGUUGUCGUGGACGUGGACGUGGACGUGGACGUGGAGGACGUGGACGUGGACGUGGAGGACGUGGACGUGGUCGUGGACGUGCACGUUGACGUUGACGUAGACGUGGUCGUGGACGUGGAGGACUUGGACGUGGACAUGUACGUGGACGUGGACGUGGACGUGGACGUGGACGUGGUCGUGGACGUGGACGUGGACGUGGACGUGGACGUAAACAUGGUCGUGGACGUGGACGUGGACGUGGACGUGGACGUGGACGUGGACAUGGACGUGGACGUGGACGUGGACGUGGACGUGGACGUGGACGUGGAGGACGUGGACGUGGACGUGGAGGACGUGGACGUGGUCGUGGACGGGGAGCACUUGGACGUGGACAUAAACGUGGACAUGGUCGUGGAUGUGGACGUGGACAUGGUCGUGGAGGUGGACGUGGACGUGGACGUGGACAUGGAAGUGGACGUAGACGUGGACGUGGACGUGGACGUGGACGUAGUCGUGGACGUGGACGUGGACGUGGACGUGGACGUGGACGUGGACGUGGACGUGGACAUGGACGUGGACGUGGACGUGGACGUGGACAUGGUCGUGGACGUGGACGUGGACGUGGACGUGGAGAUGGACGUGGACGUGGAUGUGGACAUGGUCGUGGACGUGGACGUGGACGUGGACGUGGAGAUGGACGUGGACGUGGACGUGGUCAUCGACGUGGACGUGGACGUGGACAUGGACGUGGACGUGGACGUGGACGUAGAUGUGGAGGACGUGGACGUGGUCGUGGACGUGGACGUGGACAUGGACGUGGACGUGGACGUGGACGUGGAGGACGUGGACGUGGACGUGGAUGUGGACGUGGACGUGGACCUGGACGUGGACGUGGACGUGGGCGCGGACGUGGACUUGGACCUGGACUUGGACAUGGACGUGGACGUGGUGGACAUGGUCGUGGACGUGGACGUGGACGUGGACGUGGUCGUGGUCGUGGACGUGGUCGUAGACGUGGACGUGGUCGUCCACGACGUGGACGUGGACAUGGACGUGGACAUGGACGUGGUCGUGGACAUGGAGGACAUGGACGUGGACGUAGAUGUGGACGUGGACCUGGACGUGGACGUGGACGUGGACGUGGUCGUAGACGUGGACGUGGUCGUGGAGGUCGUGGACGUGGACGUGGUCGUGGACGUGGACGUGGACGUGGACUUGGACGUGGACGUGGACGUGGACGUGGUCGUGGACGUUGAGGACUUGGACGUGGACGUGGACGUGGACGUGGACCUAAAGGUGGUCGUGGACGUGGACGUAGUCGUGGACGUGGACGUGGAGGACGUGGACGUGGACGUGGACGUGGAUGUGGACGUGGUCGAUGUGGACGUGGAUGUGGAUGUGGACGUGGACGUGGUCGUGGACGUGGACGUUGACGUGCACGUGGACGUGGACGUGGUUGUGGACAUGGAGGACUUGGACUUGGACGUGGAGGACUUGGACGUGGACGUCGAGGACAUGGUCGUGGACGUGGUCAUGGAUGUGGAUGUGGACGUCGACGUGGACGUGGUGGAGGACUUCGACGUGGACGUGGAGGACUUCGACGUGGACGUGGAGGUGGACGUGGACGUGGACGUGGACGCAGACGUGGUCGUGGACGUGGACGCGGACGUGGACCUGGACUUGGACGUGGACGUGGACGUAGACGUGGUCGUGGACGUGGACGUGGACGUGGUCGUGGACGUGGACGUGGAGGACGUGGACGUGGACGUGGAGGACGUGGACGUGGACGUGAACGUGGUCGUGGACGUGCACGUUGACGUGGACGUGGACGUGGACGUGGACGACAUGGACGUGGACGUGGACGUGGACGUGGACGUGGACCUGGACGUGGACCUGGACGUGGACCUGGACGUGGACGUGGACGUGGACGAGGACAUGGACGUAGACGUGGACGAGGACAUGGACGUGGACAUGGACGUGGUCGUGGACGUGGAGGACAUGGACGUGGACAGGGAUGUGGACGUGGACCUGGACGUGGACGUGGACGUGGACGUGGUCGUGGACGUGGACGUGGUCGUGGAGGUCGUGGACGUGGACGUGGACGUGGUCGUGGACGUGGACGUGGACGUGGACGUGAAUGUGGACUUGGACGUGGACGUGGACGUGGUCGUGGACGUGGAGGACUUGGACGUGGACGUGGACGUGGACGUGGACCUAAAGGUGGUCGUGGACGUGGACGUGGUCGUGGACAUGGACGUGGAGGACAUGGACGGGGACGUGGACGUGGACGUGGACGUGGACCUGGACCUGGACUUGGACGUGGACGUCGAUGAUGUGGACGUGGAUGUGGAUGUGGACGUGGACGUGGUCGUGGACGUGGACGUUGACGUGGAUGUGGACGUGGUUGUGGACAUGGAGGACUUGGACUUGGACGUGGAGGACUUGGACGUGGACGUCGAGGACAUGGUCGUGGACGUGGUCAUGGAUGUGGACGAGGACGUGGACGUGGUGGAGGACGUGGACGUGGACCUGGAGGACUUCGACGUGGACGUGGACGUGGACGUGGACGUGGACGCGGAUGUGGUCGUGGACGUGGACGCGGACGUGGACCUGGACUUGGACGUGGACGUGGACGUAGACGUGGUCGUGGACGUGGACGUGGUCGUGGACGUGGACGUGGAGGACGUGGACGUGGACGUGGAGGACGUGGACGUGGACGUGGACGUGGUCGUGGACGUGCACGUUGACGUGGACGUGGACGUGGACGUGGACAUGGUCGUGGACGUGGACGUGGACGUGGACAUGGACGUGGACGUAGACGUCGACGUGGACGUGGACAUGGACGUGGACGUGGACGUGGACAUGGUUGUGGACGUGGACGUGGACGUGGAAGUGGACAUGGACGUGGACGUGGACGUGGACGUGGACAUGGACGUGCACGUGGACGUGGGCGUGGACGUGAACAUGGUCAUGGACGUGGACGUGGACGUGGACGUGGACCUGGACGUGGACGUGGACGUGGACCUGGACGUGGACGUGGACGUGGACGUGGACGAGGACAUGGACGUGGACAUGGACGUGGACGUAGACGUGGACGUGGACGAGGACAUGGACGUGGACAUGGUCGUGGACGUGGACGUGGACGUGGACGUGGACGUGGACAUGGACGUGGACGUGGACGUGGACGUGGACGUGGACGUGGACGUGGUCGUGGACGUGGACGUGGACGUGGACGUGGACGUGGACGUGGACGUGGACAUGGACGUGGACGUGGACGUGGACGUGGACGUGGACGUGGACAUGGACGUGGACAUGGACGUGGACGUGGACGUGGACGUGGACAUGGACGUGGACGUGGACAUGGUCGUGGAAGUGGACGUGGACGUGGUCGUGGAUGUGGAGGACUUGGACGUGGACAUGGACGUGGACGUGGUCGUGGACGUGGACGUCGACGUGGACGUGGUCGUGGUCGUGGACUUGGUCGUAGACGUGGACGUUGUCGUGGACGUGGACGUGGACAUGGACAUGGUCGUGGUCGUGGACGUGGACGUGGACGUGGAGGACGUGGACGUGGACGUGGAGGACGUGGACGUGGAGGACAUGGACGUGGACGUGGAGGACGUGGACGUGGACGUGGACGUGGACGUGGACGUGGACGUGGAGGACGUGGACGUGGACGUGGACGUGGACGUGGACCUGGACGUGGACGUGGACGUGGACGUGGACAUCGACGUGGACGUGGACGUGGACGUGGACGUGGACGUGGAUGUGGACGUGGACGUGGACAUGGACGUGGACGUGGACGUGGACAUGGACGUGGACAUGGACAUUGACGGGGACAUGGACGUGGACGUGGACGUGGACGAGGACAUGGACGUGGACAUGGACGUGGACGUGGACGUGGACGUGGACGUGGACGUGGACAUGGACGUGGACGUGGACGUGGACGAGGACGUGGACGUGGACGUGGCCGUGGACGUGGACGUAGCUGUGGACGUGGACGUGGUUGUGGACAUGGACGUGGACGUGGCUAUGGACGUGGUCGUGGACGUGGACGUGGACGUGGACGUGCACGUGCACGUGCACGUGGACGUGGACGUGGAGGUGGACGUGGACGUGGACAUGGACGUGGACGUGGACGUGGACGUGGACGUCGACGUGGACGUGGACGUGGACGUGGACGUGGACGUGGACGUGGACGUGGACGUGGUCGUGGACGUGGACGUGGACAUGGACGUGGACAUGGACGUGGACGUGGACGUGGACGUGGACAUGGACGUGGACGUGGACAUGGACGUGGACAUGGACGUGGACGUGGACGUGGACGUGGACGUGGACGUGGACAUGGACGUGGACGUGGACGUGGACAUGGACGUGGACGUGGACAUGGACGUGGACGUGGACGUGGACAUGGUCGUGGACAUGGACGUGGACGUUGACGUGGACGUGGACGUGGACGUGGACGUGGUCGUGGACGUGGAGGACUUGGACGUGGACAUGGACGUGGACAUGGACGUGGUCGUGGACGUGGACGUCGACGUGGACGUGGUCGUGGACGUGGUCGUAGACGUGGACGUGGUCGUGGACUUGGAUGUGGACAUGGACGUGGUCGUGGUCGUGGACGUGGACGUGGAGGACGUGGACGUGGACGAGGAGGACGUGGAUGUGGAGGACGUGGACGUGGACGUGGAGGACGUGGACGUGGAGGACGUGGACGUGGACGUGGACGUGGAGGACGUGGACGUGGACGUGGACGUGGACGUGGACGUGGACGUGGACGUUGACGUGGACGUGGACAUGGACAUCGACGUGGACGUGGACGUGGACGUGGACGUGGACAUGGACGUGGACGUGGACGUGGACGAGGACAUGGACGUGGACAUGGACGUGGACGUGGACGUGGACGAGGACAUGGACGUGGACAUGGUCGUGGACGUGGACGUGGACGUGGACGUGGACGUGGACAUGGACGUGGACGUGGCUGUGGACGUGGACGUGGACGUGGACGUGGACGUGGUCGUGGACGUGGACGUGGACGUGGACGUGGACCUGGACAUGGACGUGGACAUGGACGUGGACAUGGACGUGGACGUGGUCGUGGACGUGGACGUGGACGUGGACGUGGACCUGGACGUGGACGUGGACGUGGACAUGGUCUUGGACGUGGACGUGGACGUGGACGUGGUCGUGGACGUUGACGUGGACGUGGACGUGGACGUGGACGUGGACGUGGAGGACUUGGACGUGGACAUGGACGUGGACGUGGACGUGGUCGUGGACGUGGACGUCGACGUGGACGUGGUCGUGGUCGUGGACGUGGUCGUAGACGUGGACGUGGUCGUGGACGUGGACAUGGACAUGGACGUGGUCGUGGUCAUGGACGUGGACGUGGACGUGGAGGACGUGGACGUGGACGUGGAGGACGUGGACGUGGAGGACGUGGACGUGGACGUGGACGUGGAGGACGUGGACGUGGACGUGGACGUGGACGAGGACGUGGACGUGGACGUGGACGUGGACGUGGAGGACGUGGACGUGGACGUGGAGGACGUGGACGUGGAGGACGUGAACGUGGACGUGGAGGACGUGGACGUGGACGUGGUCAUGGACGUGCACGUUGUCGUUGACGUGGACGUGGUCGUGGACGUGGAAGACUUGGACGUGGACAUGGACAUGGACGUGGACGUGCACGUUGACGUUGACGUGGACGUGGUCGUGGACGUGGACGUGGACGUGGACGUGGACAUGGACGUGGACGUGGACGUGGUCGUGGACGUGGACGUGGACAUGGACGUGGACAUGGACGUGGACGUGGACGUGGACGUGGACGUGGUCGUGGACGUGAACGUGGACGUGGACGUGGACCUGGACGUCGACGUGGACAUGGACGUGGACGUGGACAUGGACGUGGACGUGGACGUGGACAUAGAGGUGGUCGUGGUCGUGGAUGUGGACAUGGUCGUGGACGUGGAUAUGGACGUGGACAUGGUCGUGGACGUGGACAUGGACGUGGACAUGGUCGUGGACAUGGACGUGGACGUGAACGUGGACAUGGACGUGGACAUGGACGUGGACAUGGACGUGGACGUGGACGUGGACAUGGACGUGGACGUGGACAUGGACGUGGACAUGGACGUGGACGUGGACGUGGACGUGGACAUGGACGAGGACAUGGACAUUGACGUGGACAUGGACGUGGACGUGGACGUGGACGUGGACGUGGACAUGGACGUGGACGUGGACGUGGACAUGGACGUGGACAUGGACGUGGACAUGGACAUGGACGUGGACAUGGACGUGGACGUGGACGUGGACAUGGACGUGGACAUGGACGUUGACAUGGACGUGGACGUGGACGUGGACGUGGACAUGGACGUGGAUAUGGACGUGGACGUGGACGUGGACGUGGACGUGGACAUGGACGUGGACAUGGACGUGGACGUGGACAUGGACGAGGACAUGGACAUUGACGUGGACAUGGACGUGGACGUGGACGUGGACAUGGACAUGGACAUGGACGUGGACGUGGACAUGGACGUGGACAUGGACGUGGACGUGGACGUGGACGUGGACAUGGACAUGGACGUGGACGUGGACGUGGACAUGGACGUGGACAUGGACGUGGACAUGGACGUGGACAUGGACGUUGACAUGGACGUGGACGUGGACGUGGACGUGGACAUGGACGUGGAUAUGGACGUGGACAUGGACGUGGACAUGGACGUGGACAUGGACGUGGACGUGGACAUGGACGAGGACAUGGACAUUGACGUGGACAUGGACGUGGACGUGGACGUGGACGUGGACAUAGAGGUGGUCGUGGUCGUGGAUGUCGACACAGUCGUGGACGUGGACAUGGACGUGGACAUGGUCGUGGACGUGGAUAUGGACGUGGACAUGGUUGUGGACAUGGACGUGAACGUGGACGUGAACGUGGACAUGGACGUGGACGUGGACAUGGACGUGGACGUGGACGUGGACAUGGACGUGGACAUGGACGUGGACGUGGACGUAGACAUGGAGGUGGACGUGGACGUGGACAUGGACGUGGACAUGGACGUGGACAUGGACGUGGACAUGGACGUGGACGUGGACGUUGACAUGGACGUGGAUAUGGACAUGGACAUGGACGUGGAUAUGGACAUGGACAUGGACGUGGACAUGGACGUGGACAUGGACGUGGACAAGGACGUGGACAUGGACGUGGACAUGGACGUGGACAUGGACGUGGACAUGGACGUGGACAUGGACGUGGACAUGGACGUGGACAUGGACGUGGACGUGGACGUGGACGUGGACGUGGACAUGGACGUGGACGUGGACAUGGAUGUGGACGUGGACGUGGACGUGGACGUGGACAUGGACGUGGACAUGGACGUGGACAUGGACAUGGACGUGGACAUGGACGUGGACGUGGACAUGGACGUGGACGUGGACAUGGACGUGGACAUGGACAUGGACGUGGACAUGGACGUGGACGUGGACGUGGACGUGGACAUAGAGGUGGUCGUGGUCGUGGAUGUGGACAUAGUCGUGGACGUGGACAUGGACGUGGACAUGGUCGUGGACGUGGACAUGGACGUGGACAUGGUUGUGGACAUGGACGUGGACGUGGACGUGAACGUGGACAUGGACGUGGACAUGGACCUGGACAUGGACGUGGACGUGGACAUGGACGUGGACAUGGACGUGGACGUGGACGUGGACAUGGAUGUGGACAUGGACGUGGACAUGGACGUGGACAUGGACGUGGACAUGGACGUGAACAUGGACGUGGACAUGGACGUUGACAUGGACGUGGACGUGGACGUGGACAUGGACGUAGAUAUGGACAUGGACAUGGACGUGGACAUGGACGUGGACAUGGACGUGGACAUGGACGUGGACAUGGACGUGGACAUGGACGUGGACAUGGACGUGGACAUCGACGUGGACAUGGACGUGGACAUGGACGUGGACAUGGACGUGGACGUGGACAUGGACGUGGACGUGGACGUGGACGUGGACAUGGACGUGGACGUGGACGUGGACAUGGACGUGGACGUGGAGAUGGACGUGGACGUGGACGUGGACAUGGACAUGGACAUGGACAUGGACGUGGACAUGGACGUGGACAUGGACAUGGAUCUGGACGUGGACGUGGACGUGGACGUGGACGUGGACGUGGACGUGGACAUGGACGUGGACGAGGACAUGGACGUGGACAUGGACGUGGACGUGGACGUGGACAUGGACGUGGACAUGGACGUGGACAUGGACGUGAUCGUGGACAUGGACGUGGACAUGGACGUGGACAUGGAUAUGGACGUGGACAUGGACGUGGACAUGGACGUGGACAUGGACGUGGACAUGGACGUGGACGUGGACGUGGACGUGGACGUGGACAUAGAGGUGGUCGUGGUCGUGGAUGUGGACAUGGUCGUGGACGUGGACAUGGCCGUGGACAUGGUCGUGGACGUGGACAUGGACGUGGACAUGGUCGUGGACAUGGACGUAGACGUGGACGUGAACGUGGACAUGGACGUGGACAUGGACGUGGACAUGGACGUCGACGUGGACAUGGACGUGGACGUGGACGUGGACAUGGACGUGGACAUGGACGUGGACAUGGACGUGGACAUGGACGUGGACAUGGACGUGGACAUGGACGUUGACAUGGACGUGGACAUGGACGUGGACGUGGACAUGGACGUGGAUAUGGACGUGGACAUGGACGUGGACAUGGACGUGGACAUGGACGUGGACAUUGACGUGGACAUGGACGUGGACAUGGACGUGGACAUGGACGUGGACAUGGACGUGGACAUGGACAUGGACGUGGACAUGGACGUGGACGUGGACGUGGACGUGGACAUGGACGUGGUCGUGGUCGUGGAUGUGGACAUUGUCGUGGACGUGGACAUGGACGUGGACAUGGUCGUGGACGUGGACAUGGACGUGGACAUGGUCGUGGACAUGGACGUGGACGUGGACGUGAACGUGGACAUGGACAUGGAUAUGGACGUGGACAUGGACGUGGACAUGGACGUGAACAUGGAUGUGGACGUGGACGUGGACGUGGACAUGGACGUGGACAUGGACGUGGACAUGGAUAUGGACGUGGACAUGGACGUGGACAUGGACGUGGACAUGGACGUGGACAUGGACGUGGACGUGGACGUGGACGUGGACGUGGACAUAGAGGUGGUCGUGGUCGUGGAUGUGGACAUGGUCGUGGACGUGGACAUGGCCGUGGACAUGGUCGUGGACGUGGACAUGGACGUGGACAUGGUCGUGGACAUGGACGUAGACGUGGACGUGAACGUGGACAUGGACGUGGACAUGGACGUGGACAUGGACGUCGACGUGGACAUGGACGUGGACGUGGACGUGGACAUGGACGUGGACAUGGACGUGGACAUGGACGUGGACAUGGACGUGGACAUGGACGUUGACAUGGACGUGGACAUGGACGUGGACGUGGACAUGGACGUGGAUAUGGACGUGGACAUGGACGUGGACAUGGACGUGGACAUGGACGUGGACAUUGACGUGGACAUGGACGUGGACAUGGACGUGGACAUGGACGUGGACAUGGACGUGGACAUGGACAUGGACGUGGACAUGGACGUGGACGUGGACGUGGACGUGGACAUGGACGUGGUCGUGGUCGUGGAUGUGGACAUUGUCGUGGACGUGGACAUGGACGUGGACAUGGUCGUGGACGUGGACAUGGACGUGGACAUGGUCGUGGACAUGGACGUGGACGUGGACGUGAACGUGGACAUGGAGGUGGACAUGGACGUGGACAUGGACGUGGACAUGGACGUGGACAUGGACGUGGACGUGGACGUGGACGUGGACAUGGACGUAAGCAUGGACGUGGACAUGGACGUGGACAUGGACGUUGACAUGGACGUGGACGUGGACGUGGACGUGGACGUGGACAUGGACGUGGACGUGGACGUGGACAUGGACGUGGACGUGGACAUGGACGUGGAUAUGGACGUGGACAUGGACGUGGACAUGGACGUGGACAUGGACGUGGACAUUGACGUGGACAUGGACGUGGACAUGGACGUGGACAUGGACGUGGACAUGGACGUGGACAUGGACAUGGACGUGGACAUGGACGUGGACGUGGACGUGGACGUGGACAUGGACGUGGUCGUGGUCGUGGAUGUGGACAUUGUCGUGGACGUGGACAUGGACGUGGACAUGGUCGUGGACGUGGACAUGGACAUGGUCGUGGACAUGGACGUGGACGUGGACGUGAACGUGGACAUGGACGUGGAUAUGGACGUGGACAUGGACGUGGACAUGGACGUGAACAUGGAUGUGGACGUGGACGUGGACGUGGACAUGGACGUGGACAUGGACGUGGACGUGGACGUGGACAUGGACGUGGACAUGGACGUGGACAUGGACGUGGACAUGGACGUUGAUAUGGACGUGGACGUGGACGUGGGCGUGGACAUGGACGUGGAUAUGGAAGUGGACAUGGACGUGGACAUGGACGUGGACAUGGACGUGGACGUGGACGUGGACGUGGACAUGGACGUGGACAUGGACAUGGACGUGGACAUGGACGUGGACGUGGACGUGGACAUGGACAUAGAGGUGGUCGUGGUCGUGGAUGUGGACAUAGUCGUGGACGUGGACAUGGACGUGGACAUGGUCGUGGACGUGGACAUGGACGUGGACAUGGUUGUGGACAUGGACGUGGACGUGGACGUGAACGUGGACAUGGACGUGGACAUGGACCUGGACAUGGACGUGGACGUGGACAUGGACGUGGACAUGGACGUGGACGUGGACGUGGACGUGGACAUGGAUGUGGACAUGGACGUGGACAUGGACGUGGACAUGGACGUGGACAUGGACGUGAACAUGGACGUGGACAUGGACGUUGACAUGGACGUGGACGUGGACGUGGACAUGGACGUGGAUAUGGACAUGGACAUGGACGUGGACAUGGACGUGGACAUGGACGUGGACAUGGACGUGGACAUGGACGUGGACAUGGACGUGGACAUGGACGUGGACAUGGACGUGGACAUGGACGUGAACAUGGACGUGGACAUGGACGUGGACGUGGACGUGGACGUGGACAUGGACGUGGACAUGGACGUGGACGUGGACAUGGACGUGGACGUGGACGUGGACGUGGACGUGGACAUGGACGUGGACAUGGACGUGGACAUGGACGUGGACAUGGACGUGGACAUGGACGUGGACAUGGACGUGGACAUGGACGUGGACAUGGACGUGGACAUGGACGUGGACAUGGACGUGGACAUGGACGUGGACAUGGACGUGGACGUGGACGUGGACGUGGACAUGGACGUGGAUGUGGACGUGGACGUGGACGUGGACAUGGACGUGGACAUGGACGUGGACAUGGACGUGGACGUGGACAUGGACGUAGACGUGGACGUGGACAUGGACAUGGACGUGGACGUGGACGUGGACAUGGACAUGGACAUAGACGUGGACGUGGACGUGGACGUGGACGUGGACGUGGACGUGGACAUGGACGUGGACGUGGACAUGGACGUGGACAUGGACGUGGACGUGGACGUGGACAUGGACGUGGACGUGGACGUGGACAUGGACGUGGACGUGGACAUGGACGUGGACAUGGACGUGGACAUGGACGUGGACAUGGAUAUGGACGUGGACAUGGACGUGGACAUGGACGUGGACAUGGACGUGGACAUGGACAUGGACGUGGACAUGGACGUGGACGUGGACGUGGAGGUGGACAUAGAGGUGGUCGUGGUCGUGGAUGUGGACAUGGUCGUGGACGUGGACAUGGCCGUGGACAUGGUCGUGGACGUGGACAUGGAUGUGGACAUGGUCGUGGACAUGGACGUGGACGUGGACGUGAACGUGGACAUGGACGUGGACAUGGACGUGGACAUGGACGUGGACAUGGACGUGGACAUGGACUUGGACGUGGACGUGGACGUGGACGUGGACAUGGACGUGGACAUGGACGUAGACAUGGACGUGGACAUGGACGUGGACAUGGACGUGGACAUGGACGUGGACAUGGACGUGGACAUGGACGUUGACAUGGACGUGGACGUGGACGUGGACGUGGACAUGGACGUGGACGUGGACGUGGACAUGGACGUGGACAUGGACGUGGACAUGGACGUGGACAUGGACGUGGACAUGGACGUGGACAUGGACGUGGACAUGGACGUGGACAUGGACGUGGACAUGGACGUGGACAUGGACGUGGACAUGGACGUGGACAUGGACGUGGACGUGGACAUGGACGUGGACAUGGACGUGGACGUGGACGUGGACGUGGACAUGGACGUGGACAUGGACGUAGACAUGGACGUGGACAUGGACGUGGACAUGGACGUGGACAUGGACGUGGACAUGGACGUGGACAUGGACGUGGACAUGGACGUGACAUGGACACGUGGACACGUGGACGUGGACGUGGACGUGGACGUGGACGUGGACGUGGACAUGGACGUGGACAUGGACGCGGACAUGGACGUGGACAUGGACGUGGACAUGGACGUGGACAUGGACGUGGACAUGGACGUGGACAUGGACGUGGACAUGGACGUGGACAUGGACGUGGACAUGGACGUGGACAUGGACGUGGACAUGGACGUGGACAUGGACGUGGACGUGGACAUGGACGUGGACGUGGACGUGGACGUGGACAUGGACGUAGACAUGGACGUCGACAUGGACGUGGACGUGGACGUGGACAUGGACGUGGACGUGGACGUGGACAUGGAAAUGGACGUGGACAUGGACGUGGACAUGGACGUGGACAUGGACAUGGAUAUGGACGUGUACGUGGACGUGGACGUGGACGUGGACGUGGACGUGGACGUGGACAUGGACGUGGACGUGGACGUGGACAUGGACGUGGACAUGGACAUGGACGUGGACAUGGACGUGGACAUGGACGUGGACAUGGAUAUGGACGUGGACAUGGACGUGGACAUGGACGUGGACAUGGACGUGGACAUGGACAUGGACGUGGACAUGGACGUGGACGUGGACGUGGACAUAGAGGUGGUCGUGGUCGUGGAUGUGGACAUGGUCGUGGACGUGGACAUGGCCGUGGACAUCGUCGUGGACGUGGACAUGGAUGUGGACAUGGUCGUGGACAUGGACGUGGACGUGGACGUGAACGUGGACAUGGACGUGGACAUGGACGUGGACAUGGACGUGGACAUGGACAUGGAUGUGGACAUGGUCGUGGACAUGGACGUGGACGUGGACGUGAACGUGGACAUGGACGUGGACAUGGACGUGGACAUGGAUGUGGACAUGGUCGUGGACAUGGACGUGGACAUCGACGUGAACGUGGACAUGGACGUCGACAUGGACGUGGACGUGGACGUGGACAUGGACGUGGACAUGGACGUAGACAUGGACGUGGACAUGGACGUGGACAUGGACGUGGACAUGGACGUGGACAUGGACGUGGACAUGGACGUUGACAUGGACGUGGACGUGGACGUGGACGUGGACAUGGACGUGGAUAUGGACGUGGACAUGGACGUGGACAUGGACGUGGACAUGGAUGUGGACAUGGACGUGGACAUGGACGUGGACAUGGACGUGGACAUGGACGUGGACAUGGACGUGGACAUGGACGUGGACAUGGACGUGGACAUGGACGUGGACGUGGACGUGGACAUGGACGUGGACGUCGACAUGGACGAUAUGGACGUGGACAUGGACGUCGACGUGGACAUGGACAUGGACGUGGAUAUGGACAUGGACGUGGACGUGGACAUGGAAAUGGACGUGGACAUGGACGUGGACAUGGACGUAGACAUGGACGUGGACAUGGACGUGGACAUGGACGUGGACAUGGACGUGGACAUGGACGUGGACAUGGACGUGGACAUGGACGUGGACAUGGACGUGGACGUGGACGUGGACGUGGACGUGGACAUGGACGUGGACAUGGACGUGGACGUGGACGUGGACAUGGACGUGGACAUGGACGUGGACAUGGACGUUGACAUGGACGUUGACAUGGACGUGGACGUGGACGUGGACGUGGACAUGGACGUGGACAUAGACGUGGACAUGGACGUGGACAUGGACGUGGACGUGGACGUGGACAUAGAUGUGGUCGUGGUCGUGGACGUGGACAUGGUCGUGGACGUGGACAUGGACGUGGACAUGGUCGUGGACGUGGACAUGGACGUGGACAUGGUCGUGGACAUAGACGUGGGCGUGGACGUGAACGUGGACAUGGACGUGGACAUGGACGUGGACAUGGACGUGGACGUGGACGUGGACAUGGACGUGGACGUGGACAUGGACAUGGACGUGGACAUGGACGUGGACAUGGACGUGGACAUGGACAUGGAUAUGGACGUGGACGUGGACGUGGACGUGGACGUGGACGUGCACAUGGACGUGGACGUGGACAUGGACGUGGACAUGGACGUGGACGUGGACGUGGACAUGGACGUGGACGUGGACGUGGACAUGGACGUGGACGUGGACAUGGACGUGGACAUGGACGUGGACAUGGACGUAGACAUGGAUAUGGAUGUGGACAUGGACGUGGACAUGGACGUGGACAUGGACGUGGACAUGGACAUGGACGUGGACAUGGACAUGGACGUGGACGUGGACGUGGACAUAGAGGUGGUCGUGGUCGUGGAUGUGGACAUGGUCGUGGACGUGGACAUGGAUGUGGACAUGGUCGUGGACAUGGACGUGGACGUGGACGUGAACGUGGACAUGGACGUGGACAUGGACGUGGACAUGGACGUGGACGUGGAUAUGGACGUGGACAUGGACGUGGACGUGGACGUGGACGUGGACAUGGACGUGGACAUGGACGUAGACAUGGACGUGGACAUGGACGUGGACAUGGAUGGGGACAUGGACGUGGACAUGGACGUGGACAUGGACGUUGACAUGGACGUGGACGUGGACGUGGACGUGGACGUGGACAUGGACGUGGAUAUGGACGUGGACAUGGACGUGGACAUGGACGUGGACAUGGACGUGGACAUGGACGUGGACAUGGACCUGGACAUGGACGUGGACAUGGACGUGGACAUGGACGUGGACAUGGACGUGGACAUGGACGUGGACGUGGACAUCGACGUGGACGUGGACGUGGACAUCGACGUGGACGUGGAAUGGACACGUGGACAUAGAUGUGACGUGGACAUGGACGUGGACAUGGACGCGGACAUGGACGUGGACAUGGACGUGGACAUGGACGUGGACAUGGACGUGGACAUGGACGUGGACAUGGACGUGGACAUGGACGUGGACAUGGACGUGGACAUGGACGUGGACAUGGACGUGGACAUGGACGUGGACAUGGACGUGGACGUGGACGUGGACAUGGACGUGGACGUGGACGUGGACAUGGACGUAGACAUGGACGUGGACGUGGACAUGGACGUGGACGUGGACGUGGACAUGGACGUGGACGUGGACGUGGACAUGGAAAUGGACGUGGACAUGGACGUGGACAUGGACGUGGACAUGGACAUGGAUAUGGACGUGGACGUGGACGUGGACGUGGACGUGGACGUGGACGUGGACGUAGACGUGGACGUGGACAUGGACGUGGACGUAGACGUGGACGUGGACGUGGACGUGGACAUGGACGUGGACGUGGACGUGGACGUGGACGUGGACAUGGACGUGGACGUGGACGUGGACAUGGACGUGGACAUGGACAUGGACGUGGACAUGGACGUGGACAUGGACGUGGACAUGGAUAUGGACGUGGACAUGGACGUGGACAUGGACGUGGACAUGGACGUGGACAUGGACAUGGACGUGGACAUGGACGUGGACGUGAACGUGGAGGUGGACAUAGAGGUGGUCGUGGUCGUGGAUGUGGACAUGGUCGUGGACGUGGACAUGGCCGUGGACAUGGUCGUGGACGUGGACAUGGAUGUGGACAUGGUCGUGGACAUGGACGUGGACGUGGACGUGAACGUGGACAUGGACGUGGACAUGGACGUGGACAUGGACGUGGACGUUGACAUGGACGUGGACAUGGACGUGGACAUGGACGUGGACAUGGACGUGGACAUGGACCUGGACAUGGACGUGGACAUGGACGUGGACAUGGACGUGGACAUGGACGUGGACAUGGACGUGGACGUGGACAUCGACGUGGACGUGGACGUGGACAUCGACGUGGACGUGGAAUGGACGUGGACGUGGACGUGGACAUGGACGUGGACGUGGACGUGGACAUGGACGUGGACAUGGACGUGGACGUGGACGUGGACAUGGACGUGGACGUGGACAUGGACAUGGACGUGGACAUGGACAUGGACGUGGACGUGGACAUGGACAUGGACGUGGACAUGGACGUGGACAUGGACGUGGACAUGGACGUGGACAUGGACGUGGACAUGGACGUGGACGAUGGACGUGGACGUGGACGUGGACAUGGACGUGGACGUGGACGUGGACAUGGACGUGGACGUGGACGUGGACAUGGACGUGGACAUGGACGUGGACAUGGACGUGGACAUGGACGUGGACAUGGACGUGGACAUGGACGUUGACAUGGACGUGGACGUGGACGUGGACAUGGACGUGGACAUGGACGUGGACAUGGACGUGGACAUGGACGUGGACAUGGACGUGGACGUGGACGUAGACGUGGACAUAGAUGUGGUCGUGGUCGUGGACAUGGUCGUGGACGUGGACAUGGACAUGGUCGUGGUCGUGGACGUGGACAUGGACGUGGUCGUGGUCGUGGACAUGGACGUGGACGUGGACGUGAACGUGGACAUGGACGUGGACAUGGACGUGGACAUGGACGUGGACAUGGACGUGGACAUGGACGUGGACGUGGACGUGGACAUGGAUAUGGACGUGGACAUGGAAGUGGACAUGGACAUGGACAUGGACAUGGACGUGGACAUGGACGUGGACAUGGACGUGGACAUGGACGUGGACAUGGACGUGGACGUGGACGUGGACGUGGACAUGGACGUGGACGUGGACAUGGACGUGGACAUGGACGUGGACAUGGACGUGGACGUGGACGUGGACAUGGACGUGGACGUGGACAUCGACAUGGACGUGGACAUCGACGUGGGCAUGGACGUGGACAUGGACAUGGACGUGGACAUGGACGUGGACAUGGACGUGGAUAUAGAGGUGGUCGUGGUCGUGGACGUGGACAUGGUCGUGGACGUGGACAUGGACGUGGACAUGGUCGUGGACAUGGACUUGGACGUGAACGUGGACAUGGACGUGGACAUGGACGUAGACAUGGACGUGGACAUGGACGUGGACAUGGACGUGGACAUGGACGUGGACAUGGACGUGGACAUCGACGUUGACAUGGACGUGGACGUGGACGUGGACAUGGACGUGGACGUGGACAUGGACGUGGACAUGGACGUGGACAUGGACGUGGACAUGGACGUGGACAUGGACGUGGACAUGGACGUGGACAUGGACGUGGACAUGGACGUGGACAUGGACGUGGACGUGGACGUGGACGUGGACGUCGACGUGGACGUGGACGUGGAAUAG
Messenger RNA from Closterium sp. NIES-65, 21525 nucleotides. NCBI's taxonomy places the organism in Eukaryota, Viridiplantae, Streptophyta, Zygnematophyceae, Desmidiales, Closteriaceae. The record is from the annotation of a GenBank genome assembly.